AAGUGCUUCAGUUGAAUUUGUGACUUGCUGCAGUGCGAACGUCCAUUGCGGAAAAGUCGGGAAAAUUUGGAAAAAUCACUCGCGACUACAAUACUCGCGCAACGACUGUGUGAUAACAACACGACGACGGCGACAGCAACGACGGGCUGGACGAAUUAAAGAAUAAACGCAAACGCGACUCGCGUGUGCAAGCGUAUGCCUUUAAGUGGGGCGCACAACAAUGCGAAAGUGGAUAUCGAUGGUGAAUUGGUGCAAUGGAUUGAAAAUUUAAUGGAAUGCCAACAGACGGCGGCGUGUGAAAAUGCGUUGUAAUGCGCGCGAGUGAAAGUGUGCGGAAAAUGAUAGCGGAUUAGUUGCGUUGUUUGUACGGCAAGCGAAAAAGGAUUUAAUUGCAAAGUAAAUUUAAAGACGUGCCGCGAAUAAUUAAGUGAGCGUGCUGUGAAAGUGGAAGGAAAGUGAAAACAUUUUAUUAGAAUUAAACUUGAAUUUCAUUCAUAGAAUUCGGCUCAUUCGCGAAGCAUAAUAAUAAUAUUUAAUCAUUUUGAAGUUCGAAAAACAUAAGUAAAUUUUUCAUUUUAAGUGCUAAACUAAAGUAGCGUUAACUAUAGUAACAUAAAACGUUGUAGUUAGUCAAAAAUAAACAACAAAUAAAUAAAAUCGCUAUAUUUUAAGUGUUCGUAUUAAAGUACGUAUGCCUAGUUAUUUGGUACAUGUAAAUAUAUUACAUAUUUGAAAAUUUGAAAAUGUAAUGUAAAAAUUUAAAUUAACUUCUUCUCAUAGAAAUAAAAAAAAUAUUUACAAAAUCAAAACAAAAAAAAUUAUUUUCGAAAAAGAAAUUUAAAAAUCAUAACAAAGUAUUUUUAAACUUCCCACUAUAUAAAUUAACAUAAAUUUAUUAACGUUUUCGUAGUAAAAUUACAAAAAUAGCAAAUACAAUAUUUGUUUAAAUAUUCAUAAUCCGUUUAACGCGUGAUUACUUCAUAAAAAAGCUGAACUAUUGUUCCAUAGUGCUUUAAUUAUAAUAACAAAGGAAAUGAAAUAUUUCCUCAUUGGCAUAUUCGGCUACUUUUUACGGUUUUCUUAUUAAGAUAUAUGGGUUUCGCUCAACGCGUUUAAGUUCUGAAAACAGCUGGAUAGAUUUGGUAUAACUUUCAACAUUCAGACCAUGAAAAUCCGGAAUAAUUUUGAUACUUCUGGGGAUAAUCCUGUAUUUGCAAAAAUUUUACCGCUGUGAAAACUAAUACCACGCCGCAAGAAACCAAAUCUGAUAACAAAGAAGCGCAUGCUGUUUUAUAAUUAAAUCCUUAACUGCAGUUUAUAAUAGAAUUUAAUGCAACGUGUGCAGGCAACAACAAAAACUCAGUUCAACCACAGCAGCAAUCACAAAGCACAGCACAUCAUCUGUGAAGCUUCCACAAAUAUAGAAAAUUAAAUGACAUCAACAUAAUAAUGGCUACGAAUGAAACCCAGACGAUUUACUGUGGCAGUGGACUUGAUAAUUUUCACACCAGCUACAAAAUCUGGCAUGGCUACAUCUCGCUCAUCGUCUGCAUACUCGGCACCGUGGCGAACACACUCAACAUCAUCGUGUUGACGCGCAAAGAGAUGCGCUCACCCACCAAUGCCAUACUCACUGGACUCGCAGUGGCCGACCUCGCCGUUAUGAUCGAGUAUAUACCCUAUACGACACACGACUACAUACUCGCCGAGCGGUUGACACGCGAACAACGCUUGAGCUACAGUUGGGCUUGUUUCAUAAAAUUCCACUCGAUAUUCGCACAAGUGUUGCACACGAUUAGCAUCUGGCUGACCAUCACACUGGCGGUGUGGCGCUACAUAGCCGUUGGCUAUCCGCAGAAGAAUAGCAUUUGGUGUGGCAUGCGCACCACCAUUUUCACCAUCAUCACGGCGUACAUCGUUUGUAUAUUGGUGGUGUCGCCAUCGUUCUACUUAGUUUCGGCCAUUGUAGAGUUUCUCGAAACCAUCGAUGAGCAUGGCAAAAUCAUAUACUCGGAACCGCUGACACAGUUCAUAAUCGAUUAUCUAAACGAGAUGGCAAAUCACACGCAGCAACAGCAGCACAUGCAGUUGCAGGCACAGGUUACAGCAUCCGCUUUGGCCUCGGCCGGCAAUGCGUCCGCCACAAAUGCGAGCGCUUUGGCAGCAACAACAUUAGCCGCUGCAUGGAAUGCAAGUGAUAUAAUGUCGAUAGCGACUACAACAGCCAGCACACCCAUCACCACCACGACUACUACGUUGGCCGCCACAACUACAUCACCGUGGCAGCAGCCACAUCACAACAUCACCGUCUACAAGUUGUAUCACAGCGAUUUGGCGCUGCACAACAAAUCGCUGCGCAACUCUACCUUCCUCAUCUACAGUGUGCUCAUCAAGCUGAUACCCUGCAUUGCGCUGACGAUACUAUCGGUGCGUCUGAUAGUGGCGCUGUUGGAGGCCAAGCGACGACGCAAAAUGCUCACCAGCAAUGCGGCGAACGGCAUGAAGCCCAUCGUCAAUGGCAAAGUAUUGGAGCAGCAGCGACCGCGCAAAAACAGCAAAACACUGGAGAAGGAGAAGCAAACGGAUCGCACGACGCGCAUGUUGUUGGCGGUUUUGUUGCUCUUUCUCAUUACCGAAUUCCCGCAGGGCAUUAUGGGACUGCUGAACACCAUGCUGGGCGAUGCCUUCCUCAUGCAAUGCUACUUGAAGCUGAGUGACAUCAUGGACAUACUGGCGCUACUCAAUUCCAGCAUCAAUUUCAUACUCUACUGUUCGAUGAGCCGUCAAUUCCGCACCACAUUCACCAAGCUCUUCCGCCCGAAGUUCCUCGACAAGUGGCUGCCGGUCGCGCAAGACGACGACGGCGGCAACGGCGCCAAUGGUCGGUUGCGCGGCGAAUUGGCUAGCAAAUCGCACGCCGUCGAACAGCAGUGCCUGACCACGCAGGUGACGAACGUGUAG
Messenger RNA from Zeugodacus cucurbitae (melon fly), 2961 nucleotides. RefSeq names its product G-protein coupled receptor dmsr-1-like. Bases 1450 to 2961 code for a protein of 503 amino acids. Gene Ontology annotation, biological process: G protein-coupled receptor signaling pathway. Gene Ontology annotation, cellular component: membrane. NCBI's taxonomy places the organism in Eukaryota, Metazoa, Arthropoda, Insecta, Diptera, Tephritidae. Gene Ontology annotation, molecular function: G protein-coupled peptide receptor activity. The record is from RefSeq and is a predicted model, not a curated record. The transcript is spliced from 7 exons.